GGCGGGCUAUGGCUUAGGACGCCAGAGGGGCCAGCCGAGAGGUCAAGGCCAGGGGAGGGCAGCCAACUGAGGCAAAAGAAGCCGCACGAUGAGUUUCCACAAGAAGGACGGAGGUAGCAGCCUGUGCCAGCAGGCGCUGCACAUCGUCCACCAGCUGUGUUUCGAGGGCCAGGUGGCGCGGGAGAAGUGCUCGGGCUUCUCCCGCCCUGACCGAGGCAGGGAAGGAGGGGAGUCGGAGAAUAUUUCGGUCAGCUUGUUAGCAGUCGUCGUCAGCUUCUGUGGCCUGGCCCUGUUGGUGGUCUCUCUUUUUGUCUUCUGGAAGUUGUGCUGGCCUUGUUGGAAGAGCAAACCCGUGACCUGCAACACCAAUGCUCUUCCGCAGGCCCCUGAGAGCGAUCCUGCCGAAGUGCUUGAGACUGAAGAGAAGAAAGAGCUUAAAGAAAAUGGAAAGCCAGCACUGAAAGCUAUUGAGCCUGCAAUAAAAAUCAGCCACACUUCCCCCGAUAUCCCAGCAGAAGUUCAAACUGCUUUAAAAGAACAUUUAAUUAAGCAUGCACGUGUGCAAAGACAAAUUACUGAGCCUGCAUCUUCAACCCGCCACAGUUCUUUCAAGAGACACCUACCACGGCAAAUGCAUGUGUCCAGUGUCGAUUUUAGUAUAGGCACAGAACCCGUUUUACAAAGAGGAGAAACAACAACCAGCAUUGGGAGGAUAAAACCAGAGCUCUACAAACAGAAAUCAGUCGACUCUGAGGGCAACAGGAAAGAAGAUGUCAAAACCUGUGGGAAACUUAACUUUACCCUCCAGUAUGAUUAUGAAAAUGAACUUCUGGUUGUUAAACUCAUCAAAGCUUUAGAUCUCCCUGCUAAAGACUUCACAGGAACGUCUGACCCGUAUGUGAAGAUGUAUCUUCUCCCAGAUAGAAAAAAGAAAUUCCAGACCCGUGUGCACAGAAAGACUUUAAAUCCUCAAUUUGAUGAAACUUUUCAAUUUCCAGUAGCAUAUGAUCAAAUAAGCAACCGAAAACUGCAUUUCAGUGUUUAUGACUUUGACAGAUUUUCUAGACAUGACAUGAUUGGAGAAGUGAUUCUUGAUAAUUUGUUUGACGUCUCUGAUCUCUCCAGGGAAGCCACAGUAUGGAGAGAUAUCCAUUGGGCUACCGCAGAAAGCGUAGACCUGGGUGAAAUCAUGUUUUCCCUUUGUUAUUUGCCAACUGCUGGACGUAUGACAUUGACAGUCAUCAAGUGCAGAAAUCUGAAGGCUAUGGAUAUUACUGGCGCAUCAGAUCCUUAUGUCAAAGUGUCUCUGAUGUGUGAGGGUCGAAGAUUAAAAAAGAGGAAAACAACUACAAAGAAAAACACUCUAAACCCUGUGUACAAUGAGGCCAUUAUUUUUGACAUCCCUCCGGAGAAUGUGGAGCAGGUCAGCCUCUCCAUCGCGGUCAUGGAUUAUGACAGGGUAGGACACAAUGAGGUCAUAGGGGUGUGUAGAACAGGACUGGACGCUGAGGGCCUUGGGCGAGACCACUGGAAUGAAAUGCUGGCCUAUCACCGAAAACCAAUAACACAUUGGCACCCCUUGCUGGAGUUACCUGGCCGGGCGAACAGUUUUGAUAGUCAAGGAUCCUGUUCAUCUCCCAAACCACCUUCCACACCGUAAUGCCUCCAAAAUAAGAUCAUUGUCAUGAGGACCCAGGACAUGUGCUCAUCAGAUCAGAAAAAAAGCAGAAGGUUUGAUUUCCUCAUUUAAAAUAUAUACUGGUGAUAAACUUGUGCAAUUUUUCAUUUACUUUUUUGUCUGUGUAUUAACUUUGGACAUCUUGAUAUAUUUUACUUGAAAACAGAUAGUCCUUACUUCCACGAGGCAUUUUAUUCUUCUUGUCACAUGCCUAUUAACACAGAUUGUUUUAUUAAGUUGUAAUUCUUUGCAUAAGCAAAGAAAUACAUUUUAAAAAAGAAUCAAUACUUAUCUAAAUUUUAAUAUAGUCUAUGCUGCUAUUAUAGAAAGUAGCACGUCACAUAUGUAUGGUUUGGAUUUUAUUAAGCUGUUCAUUUCUCAUUAUGCACAUAUUUCUAUAUAAGCUUUAAUGGAAAUUUUGAACAUAAUUUGCACAGGAUUAAAUCCUUGUGCCAUCAAAUUAAUGUUACUUUUCUGAUAAUCUUUCAUUCUCAGUAAAUUAUUUUCUUGAUGAGGUUUGGCUCUGCUAAACUCAGAACGUUGUCUCUCAAGCUUAUCGUUUAAAACAUACAGUUAAAGCUAUAAUUUAAAGAAACAUUUUGAAUAUAAAUGUAAAAAGUAAUAUUUAGUAGCUGGAAAGUGGAGGUUGAGCCACUUGGGCUACCAUUUUAUACCGUCUUAAUGUUACAUUAGUUCACACAUCUGUUACACUGUUUAACUGAUACUUUAAAAUUCUAAUAAUCUUAAUCUCAAAUGUAGCACUAGUAUUCCUAAAUAAAUAGAAUUAGAAUUCGUUCAUUUUUUGUGUUCGUAAGGUUUUCAAGUACUGUGAUGUAUAUUUUGUGACAUGAAGCGUUCGUGUAGAUUUUGUGUUUCUGACAGACCAUACUAACAGACACCAAAGGUACAAUAAAUGUCUGUGCUCAUUGUCAUUUAGGUUGUACACAGUACUGGUGACUUUCAAACCCAAUCAGAAGCUAAUUGUUAAAAUUGGGUAUUUUCUUAAAGAAAAGGAUGACCUAUUUUUCAGCAAAUUAUAGAAAUAUACCAUAAAUAAUACAAUUUCAACAUUUAAUAAAAAUAAAUUCUGACGGCCCAGACCCACAGUCCUUUCAUAAAAGGCAUUUGCCUUAAAUAAGGAUCAAGGAUCAGGCCACUAGCGGUAAAAACUAUGCAAACGUUUUUACAAGACAGAACUUUCUUUUACAUCAUAUCAACUUUUUAUUGCCAUACUUCUCGGUCCUCUUGGAAGGUAUCUAUAUUGAACAACCCAACCUUGCUUUUGAGAUUUGUACUGUGGAUAGUGCAUAUUUCAAGCUUAUCCCAAGAUAGUAGGUUAAAAGAAUACAACAAAAAGGCAAGAAAAUCUGUACUUAAUAUAUUA
Messenger RNA from Myotis brandtii (Brandt's bat), 3062 nucleotides. It is a transcript of the gene SYT10, whose product is annotated as synaptotagmin X. Gene Ontology annotation, molecular function: calcium-dependent phospholipid binding; clathrin binding; calcium ion binding. The coding region runs from base 89 to 1660 and encodes 523 amino acids. Gene Ontology annotation, biological process: cellular response to calcium ion; calcium-ion regulated exocytosis; regulation of dopamine secretion. NCBI's taxonomy places the organism in Eukaryota, Metazoa, Chordata, Mammalia, Chiroptera, Vespertilionidae. Gene Ontology annotation, cellular component: membrane. The record is from RefSeq and is a predicted model, not a curated record. The transcript is spliced from 8 exons.